AUGAGGUUUAAAUGGAAGAAAUCUUUCAGGUUGAUAACAACAUGUUCAGUGGUUUUCAUUAUACUUUAUAGACUAAGUAACAAUAAUAGGAAACAGCUGUUUGAACUUUAUUAUAAGGAAGAUUUUAACCUAUUACAUAAUGUAAGAGUUCGCUACAGUAGACUGAAUGUUUCUAAACUGAUAACUUAUACAGACAACACGAAGACUUUGGAUGAUAUGUUUUUAAAUGUUACAAGCACUUGUGAAGGGACAUUAUUUCCAUCUCAUCUUUCACGGAAAGAAUCUUGGCGUGCAGUGAACAGAAAUAGCACAGCGUAUGUAUUUGCUGCCUAUCUUGUAGAUACGAAAAAUGAAAUAGUGAUUGUUGGUAUAAAAGACGGAAGAGCCUCAGACUACUAUUGUCAGUUUUGGAAACGAAAUUUCGGGAAUCAAAACUUGAAAAUGGAAGAGAAAACUGCACGUGUAAUAAUACUUCCGGAAGGGCAUUCUCACAGAUAUACGGCAGUGUUGUUCCAGUGCAAGGUUUCCCCAUCCAUGGAACUUCCUACGCAUGUUUCGAUAGUGGACAGAAGCUGUGAGACACCCAUGAACCUUCUCGAUAUUCAGAUUUUAGGGAAAUCAAGCGCAUUUAAACAUAGGUUUACAGUUUGUCUCACGCCGCUUAAUUUUCGAUAUAACCGUGCUUAUGAAAUAAUAGAAUGGAUAGAACUAAACAGACUUCUUGGAGCAGACAAAUUCAUUGUUUACAAUUAUUCUUCCGCCAUUAAUUUAGCACAUGUGCUGGAGUACUACUCAAAACGAGGCUUAACGGAAGUAGUGCAAUGGAACUUACCGGUAGGUGUAGAUACAUGGCCAAGAGAGUAUAAACCAGUUGAGAUACAUUAUUUUGGCCAGAUUGCCGCAUUACAUGAUUGCCUAUAUAGAAAUAAAGGCGUCUCGGAGUUUAUUGUAAAUCUCGAUGUUGAUGAAUUUAUUAUUCCACAUGGUGAAAAUGUAACGAGCUGGACUGAAAUGUUAACACAGCUAAAACACGAUUCAAAAGUUUAUAUAUUUAGAAAUACAUUCUUUAAAAAGGAAUGGAGUAACGCAGGCAUAGAGAUACAAAAUAAAUCAUUAGUGGAUAAACUACAACUUGUAACACUUCAGAAACUGCAGCAUGAAACACAGAUAUCUCCACCAAAUCAAAGGUCAAAAUAUUUUGCAAAGAGUGCUGAAGUAUCUAAGGUUAUGAUACAUGGAGUUCCAGGGGUUUCGCACCUGGUCGUACCGAUAGAAAUCGGACUUGUACAUCAUUACAGAGACUGGGAAACACGAAAUGACCCUCCGAAUGUUAAAGUUCUAGACAGAACUGUACCUCAAAAAUUUGGUCAACUGUUGAUCAAGAAGGUGAAAACUGUUAGGGUAGAGUUAAAUGCAAGUGCAUAUUCGAUACAAUAG
Messenger RNA from Mercenaria mercenaria, 1437 nucleotides. RefSeq lists its product as uncharacterized. The transcript has 2 exons. Lineage: Eukaryota; Metazoa; Mollusca; Bivalvia; Venerida; Veneridae. The record is from RefSeq and is a predicted model, not a curated record. The coding region runs from base 1 to 1437 and encodes 478 amino acids.